Fusarium odoratissimum NRRL 54006 is the source of this 7379-nucleotide messenger RNA. RefSeq lists its product as uncharacterized. The record is from RefSeq and is a predicted model, not a curated record. The coding region runs from base 1317 to 5966 and encodes 1549 amino acids. NCBI's taxonomy places the organism in Eukaryota, Fungi, Ascomycota, Sordariomycetes, Hypocreales, Nectriaceae. Gene Ontology annotation, biological process: tRNA methylation. Gene Ontology annotation, cellular component: cytosol. The transcript is spliced from 8 exons.
CGGCGAUAGUUGUAAUCCCGGCAUUCAUGGUGUUGCCCUGCAAAACAUUGAGCUUGGCGAUGCAGACAAUGAUAGGUUAACUUGGAGUCUAAUUACUCUCCACCAUCUCCAUUGUACAUAUUCAUCCAGGUUUUUGAUGGUACAGGCGCUUGGGGGGAGACAUGGAAGCCUUGAUGGUAAGGCUUCCAACGUUCUGCCAGCCCUUCUUGAGAAGAGAGACGAGGUAGUUGAUGGCCAGCAUGAUGUUGGCGACGAGCUGCUCCUGUGUCAUCUCGACGUUGCCGACGGCGACACCCAUGCAGAGAACCUUCUUGAGCUGGAACUUGAUGGUGGACUUGACCUCGUUGAUGCGGCCAGUCAGGUCGUCGGCGUGAGAGACGGGAGUGGGGAACUUGCCGGCCUUGGACAGACCAGGACCCAAGAGACGGGGGAUCUGCUUGAUGAGAGCCUCGGAGGCAACGAAGGCGUCGUACUUGCGGGCAAGCUUCUUGAUGAGCUUCUUGUUCUUGUUGAGCUUCUUCAAGUCAUCAGCGGACAUGGCGUCAACACCACCGUGCUUGGCACGAUCGAUAUCGUGCUGGUCACCGAGAAUGCUGUCAAUUUGUUAGCCUCCAAUUCUCUUGGCUCUGUCGAUUCUUCGGCCGUACCAGAUGGACAUGUUGGGUCGGGGGAUGGAGGGCAGGCGGAUGGUGCCAGAGAAACGCUUGUCACGCUGAGGGUCAUAGUUCUUCAGGCCGAUCUGAAGCUCAACAGUCUCAAGGAAGUUACGCUUCUUGGUCUCGUUGGAGUACUCCAAGAGCUCUCCGACUUGCGUCCGGACAUUAGCUGCAUCGCCGUUAGCAUUCUUGCGGUGUCUUGUUAUUGUACUGUAACUCCUCGUGUGAGUUCAGUCUCCUCCGGGAUAUAUCGUACCGACUGUGAUCUUCGACAUCUUGACAGUCUCCCAAUAGAUAGCUGUAUAAUCUAAUGGUGGUCAGGGCGAGUUGGGUUAGGAAAUCAGAAAUUCUGAGCGCAGUUGAUUUUUGGUGCAAAAUUAGAAAGUGCGCCCCGACGGAAGGUGGGGCGCCUUCCAGGGCAAAAUUUUCUCACGGGAUCCUUCACGUGAUAUCUCAUCGAAGGUGUACCUAAGGUAAGUACCUACCUAACCUAUGGCACUUUAGGUUGUCGAAGAGAUCAAGCUUUGACGACGGCUUCAAGGCGUGGUAGAUUUAUGAACCAAGUUAAGUACCGGCCAGUUUCCUUGGUAAUUGUCUUUGUCUGAAAUACGACGUCGAAAUUACAAGUCGUCGUAUCCACGCUCUUCAAAACCCAUCAAGAUGAAAGACACGGCUCAACAGGUUGACGACUUAAUCGCCAACUCGAAUCACAUCUCUAAAUGGGUCGAGGAACAGUCAAGUGAAGAACAGUCAAGUUGGGCCCAAUCGAUAUUCACAAGACUCCUCGAAAGUGCUUCUCAGCCAAGAGGUGCUUCAGGCAACUCAUGCGUGAAACUCUGCGGUUUUGUUGAGCAGUCGUCAAAAUCGCAGUCACAGAGUCUCAAACUCUGGGCCUAUUCUAGGGAUGUUACUAUACAACUCUUCAAUUUUUAUGUUGAAUGGAACGAGUCAGACAACCAUCGGUCAAUGAAACUGGUUCUCGACCUGCUCCCUCAGCUCAUCAGGAGGAAUCCGGAUGAGAAAACUGGCCAAGAAACCAAGUCUACCAUCUUGGACAAUCUUGUCUCGAUUGUGACUGGGAAAUCAUCAAAACCGCUGGCCAAAUCUGCUAUAAAGGCAUUGGACCAUCUCCUUGCCAAGGACAUUGUCACCCUGGAUGAGAUACGGUCCAGCUAUGUCACUCUUCAACAAAAGGACACAUCAAAAAACCCCUUGGAAGUCUGGAAGUCUUUCAUUUUUGAAUUGUUCCAUUGGAUGACGCUUCACUUUGUCUGCCCUACUGCUGGAAGGUUUAUUGUCUGCGUAUACCGCGGUCUUAGAAGCCAAGACCAACGAGAAACUUCAGGACAGUUGAGCAUUGAGACUUGGCACAGAUGGCUGCUUGAGGCCAUAAACGAGGAGCCAUCCAUUCUAGAACCAGCCAAAAACUAUAUCUUCCUCCCUCUGUUCAAGGCGGAUAAGUCUGAAGCCCUGGGUUUCUUGAAGAGAAUGAAUGAACAUGAGGCUGUCUCUGCAGGUCAUGAGAUAGAUAUCAAUCUCCCGGCUCUGCUACAGCUGGCAGCGUUAGAGAUCGGCAAGAAGGUUGGCUUAGUAGAAGAGCCCGCACUCGGCGAUGAUAAAUCUGCCAAUAGCGACUCAUCGAUUGUGCUCGACGAGAAGGUUCUAGAGAGUGUCCUGGCCCAUCCAUCUCACGAAGUUCGCUCUCUCGCACUUUCACUACUCAUGAGCUCUCCAUCAACGACAAGGCCAUAUUCAUCCACAGCCCUUGACCUACUCCGCAAGCAUCUCGCCACAUACUUUGCCGAUUCAGAUGCCAAGUUCAGAAAUGAAGUAGCCGGAAAGGUUCGAGACAUGUUCAGAAGGGUCAGGGGUGCCAUCUUCGUGCUCAAGAAGAGCAUCCCAAGAGCCGCCGCCCGUAAGCAAAAGGAACAGCCAGGCCAGGUCCAGGAGCAACAUAUCCUUUAUCGGACCAACCUUAUAUCUCUCCCCGAAGCUCAACUGGUGCACUGCCUGGAGUAUCACGAGAAGUUCCUAUUCUGGUACAUUGGCUUCUUGUGUAGUGAGCUAACACCUACUGCUUCUUAUCAGCGACAUAGUGCUUCUCUCAAGGCCGUCACUUUCAUUCUUCGAAUGGAAGGAGAAAAGUCCAAAACGUGGGAGACUGCAGAUGACCAGACACUAUUCUUUGAUCAGUUUGGCAGCUCAUGGCUCCGAGCUUUGUCUGACCUGAUCAUGGAUCCCUUUGAUGACAUUCGAAGUCAUGCUGCCACGGUACUCAGAUGGAUUUUUUCGGAUAGCCGGUACAGGAACUUCUACCUGAUGGCCCAGCAAGGCAAACCAAAUCCCACCGAAGAGCUUACAGAACUUCUGAGACGGACUGAAGAGCUUGCUCGCAAGACUGCUCGAGCUGAUCAUUCAGACGGUGUCGCUAGAGUAUCUCAGCUACUGUAUAGGCUCGCUGAAAAUGAGCAACAUCGAGUCGCACUUCUUUCAAAGCUGAUAGGAGGCCUGGAAGCGAGGCUAGUAGUCGCCGAGAAGGAUCUCGGCAGAGCGGUUCUAGAUGCGCCGCUGCACGGUGAUUUUGCUUCCCUGUGCUACAUGUGGCAGGUGGUUUCAGAGCUUCAGUUUUCUGAAGGCGAGUUACAGUCCGUACAGGCUCUGCAAGACGCUCUAGUCACUUGCUGCGAAAGAGUCUGGGCAGCAGUCCGCGACAUUCUCUGUGAUGACUCGCCCGAAGGCCAUUUGCCCCAGGAGCUAGAAGAGGUUGAUGGACUUGACACCAAAGAUGUGUUGAGCUACAGCUUCCGAUCUGUACAUGAAGCCAGCAAUCUUAUGCGCAUCAUUAUCCUCUCUAUCAAGCAACACUCCCGCCAAGGCAGAAUCUGCCCGUCAAAGAAAGCUUAUGAAAGAAUAGGGAACUUAUCCUUUACCCAACUAGCCAGUCUAAGACACCGCGGCGCUUUUACGACCGUCGCCCUUACUUUCUCUACAUGCUGCCAACUUGUUAAGCACCUAGACCAAGCUAAAGCUGGCGCUGAGGGUGGUACUACUCUUCUUGAGCAGUGGUAUGCGGGCACGUUAGAAGCCAUCAACGCUCAGGUAUCGACCACUCGGCGAUCUGCCGGUAUCCCUGCCAUGAUGACAGGCGUCUUAUCCGCCAAUGCGCCUAAUCCUUCCUUUGAACAAGUCAUGAACAAGCUCAUGGAGAUCGCCAGCCAAGAAGCCCGCGUCACUGAGACAGACGGUUCGAAUCUGCCCCAGGUCCAUGCUUAUAAUUGCCUGAAGGAGAUCUUCAAGAGCUCCUACUUGACAGCCAUGGGCAACAAGUCUGAGAAAUUCUUACCGCAGUGCCUCGAGCUGGCAGCCAAUGGCCUCAAGUCUGAACUAUGGGCCAUCCGUAACUGCGGCUUGAUUCUACUCCGAAGUCUCAUUGACUGUCUCUUUGGAUCCCAUCAGAGCAAAGCACUCAUGGAAGCAGGCUGGGAUGGUAAAGCCAACCGGAUCGCCUACCACCGAUACCCUUCCCUUCCAAGGACUCUCCUCCACCUUCUGAAGUCAGGCCACCAGAUGAUGGCGUCCAUUGCUGCCAGUUCAGCUGCGGCCGAGUCAGUCUUCCCAGCCCUUGACAUCAUUCGAAGAGCCGGUCCCCCUGAGGUACUUCGUGAAGAGCUUCAGAUACAUAUCGCAAAGUAUCUAGCCAGCCCGGUGUGGCACGUCCGCGAGAUUGCAGCCCGAACUCUAUGCUCGUGUCUCCUGCACGCUAAAUGGCUCGAUACUAUCACCAGUAUUGCCGCUGAGUCUGUUCGCUCUCAAAUCGGGAAUGUUCAGAACCAUGUCCAUGGCGUUCUGCUGGCACUAAAGUAUAUCGUUGAUCGGUUGAGCGAGGUUAUGCCUGAGCAGUUGCAACACGACAUCCCCAAGCUCUCCGGUUUUCUCAUUGAGUACUGGCGCGAAAUCCAGGCCUUGGACUCACCUGAAAUUCCUGCCGCGUAUCUUGAGGUCGCAAAUCUUGUACGAGCUCUCCCCAGGCCCGGGUCAAUUGAUCCUAUCCAACUCGAAUUCCCUACCUCCAACAACCGAGAGGGGGCUCUACUCAGGGCACAGAGGGUAAUCCACGAAGUCCACUCCAUCGCCGAGGGUAGUGGCCCCAUCGAAAACCUCAACACCUUAUUCCUGAGCAAGACCAUGGGCGUCAACACGAUAGUGGCUGGCCUUGAGACAGUUCCUAAGCUUUGGGACAUUUCUCGCCUCUCAGAGCAAGACGUGGGCAAGUUCUGCAACCUGUACCGCGAUGUUUGUGUCAAGAUUGGACCCGUUGAGCCUCGUGUUAUUGCUCUGCAGAACCUCACAGAGAUCCUGGACCAGGUUCUAAAGAGUGGAAAUAUCAGCCUCGUUUCACCGGAUCUGCUUCUGGAGGUUUGGAGCAGCCUGCCACUGAGUUCUAUCAACCCAGCCCUUGCCAACGCGGUAAUCAGAAUCAGUGGCUGUAUCAUCGCCAUCCUCAGUAGAGCACAGGUUGUCACCCCAGAGGGAAUCAAGAACUGGGGACAUAUGAUGGCCGAUGCCGGUCUGGAUGACAAGGAUUUUGAUACUCGUCUCGCUACAGUCGAAUCACUCUGCUCAUUCUUUUCCAUCAUUGAGGUAGGCCAACCAUGGACUCAAGAAGAACACAUUGCAGCUAUCCUCGCUCUCUAUGACUCCCUCAACGAUGACGACGACGAUAUUCGAGACGUGGGAUCCGCAGCAGUCCAGAGCAUUCUAGGUAAAGCUCUUGUACCUAUCGAAGCGGCAAAUCGUCUUCUCUUAUGGCUAGCCCAGCACUACGCUGGUAGCCCAACGUUCCGCCAGGUCGUUGUGCGCCGGAUCAUGGGUGACUCUCGGUACCCAACCCCCAAGAACAACGCGGUCUCUAUUCAGGACCAGCUGCAGGAGGCAAUGAAGUUUGAUGAUUCACUCUUUGUCAUUGAGGAGCAGAACUUGUUCGUGGAUGAGGUCAGAGAGACACAGCGCUGGAUUGCUCUCUACGAGAACCUGACAUGGGAGUCUAAUGACCCUUCUCUCGACUCACUUACGACAUGGACCAGUGCCGGGUUAGAAGCAAUGCAGAAUCUCGCGAGCCAAGAAGACGGACCUCUUGGAUAUGCGUCAAAACCUGAGGUCUUCGCCAUCUUAUCACGGGUUGUUCGUGCUUCCGCAGCGAUAGCAAGAAAACAGCCUGAUUCUGGUCUCUGUGAGAGGAUCAACAAGUCAGGCAGUGUUGUGCAAGACGGCCUGGGACAUAUGUCAGGUCUUUUGUUACAGUCUUUCUAGGAAACUUCACAAACAAAGAGAUAAGCCUGCAAGUAAAACAAGAAAAGAGAAAAGUAAUGAUUUAAUGCUAUUCAUGAUUUAUUGAAAAACGAGCUCCCCUGACGCCUCGCAGUAGAAUAACGGCCGUAACACGUGUGCGGUAUGUGAAUAAUAGUAGUUUUUAUGAGCAACUCCCCCCCCCUUUCCUCUCCUGACUAAGUCAAUACUUUCCAACAUGGUAUCUCAAACUUCUGUGUGGGCUCUUUGAAUGCUCUUAAUGGACGGUGAUGGAGAACCUGGACUGUCCAGCAGCCCGUUCUUACCAAGCUUGCGGACAAGCAUCGUAUUCUGUGCCUGCAACUCGCCAACCUGUCCUUCAAGGAGCUCGAUCUGACGACGAGCAACAUCUCGCUCUGCACGAAUGCGCUCAAGUUCAAGUGAGAGGUUGUUCUUCUCUUCCUGCUCGGCUGCUUUGCGACGUCGCUCUUCAGCCUUACGCUGGUCCCGCUCACGUUUCUCCUCGAGCUUGCGCAUCUCGCGGCGAUACUUCUCUUCCUGCUUAGCCACCUCCUUUUCAUGCUUCUCACGCAACUUGGCCAGUGUAGCAGCGUCCUUCUCCUUGUCCCCAAGAAGCUUGCUCUGUCGCCGCUCCUCAAGACGAGCCAUCUUCUCAUCAAGCUUUUUCUUCUUUUGUUCGAGCUUCUUGAGUUCCUUAUCGGCUAGUGACUGCUGUGAUUGCUGCGGGUUGGAGCGGGAAGUCUCCGAUUGGGACUCAACAAGACUAUCAGGGGAUUUGUUCUCGGCAGUCACACUCUUCUCAAGGGCUGACGCAAAGCUUCUGAUGGAGGAGGUGUCGCUAUCGUCAUCAUGUUGCUCCUCAGCAAUCGCGUGAGUGUCGGACACACUCCCAUCAGUGGACACGAAAUCAGAACCAGUUCCCCAGGUCUUGAGCAGGCUUGUAGGAAUAUAGGAACUGGCAGCCCCUAUAGCACCAGCUAUGACACCAUACAGCCCAUUACUGCCCGGGAAAGGGUCGUCUUGGUUUGGAGACAUGGCAGUUUCAGCCUUGGUGUUUUCAAGAUUAGCAGUAGGGUUCGGCGGAGCCGUGGACUUUGCAUCGUUCGUUAUAGAUUCUUCAGUGACGUCAGUAGUCUUAUUUGCUUCGCCAGUCUCUUCCGGCUCAGCAAAUCCAUGCAUAGCCUUCGACGUCACCCACUUAAGGAACUUGCCAGCAUCACCCACGAUGCCUGGUGGUGUCCCCUUCUCGAUAAGAAAGCGCGGGACGCUGCCGCCAGGGUCACUACGAGUCACCAUGAGCCAUUCGACAGCCGUGGCAGGUUCGUCGAGUGGCAUUGAACCGUGGCCCUCGCUGCCAGGUUUUGGGCUUGCUAUCCUCCCCUCGUCUCGAUUCAGGAGAUCGGCCGACGACAGGGA